Messenger RNA from Pecten maximus, 949 nucleotides. RefSeq lists its product as uncharacterized. The coding region runs from base 94 to 438 and encodes 114 amino acids. The record is from RefSeq and is a predicted model, not a curated record. The transcript is spliced from 4 exons. NCBI's taxonomy places the organism in Eukaryota, Metazoa, Mollusca, Bivalvia, Pectinida, Pectinidae.
CAUCCACCUAUCAUAUCCGGUUUAUGAAGUAAUACCACGUGUUUUUGAGAAAAAUUGUAAACAUUUAAUUAAUUUUUCCAGAUUUCUUUGAAGAUGGGUAGCUCUAGUAAAGAGAAAAAGAGAAGGAAGAGGCAGAAGGUUAAAACUGCAGAAAAAAAGAAAAAUCUCCAGAAGAAACUGGCAAGGAUAGACAAUGUUGAAAUGUUAACUAAAGAUCAAGUUAAGAACAUUCUCAUACACACCACUUGUGCUUCCAAAGUGACGGGGAAAAGGAAACGAAGAGUAACAAAGCGACUGAAACAUCUCGCAAAGAAAUCAACUGAAUUACAAGAUGUUGAAAUGGAAACAGUCCGUGAAAAGAAACAGAAAGAAAAGAAAGAGAAACCCACAAAGACAACCCCGGCUAAUGAAGAUAUGGAUACAGAUGAGGAGUUGUGACUUUUGUGAAGCAGUGUUUUCAGACUCCUCAUAGUCUCUGUGAAGUGAAGAAUUUCAGAUGAAUGGCUAAACAAUUAGAUCCUUUCUGAUGAUCACUCAACAUGUGAUAUUUAUAUCUUGACAAUAAUAUCCGAGUGUAAUGCAUCUUCUUAACUUUGUAUCAAUUAUCAAUGCCAUUAUACUUAUAGGCUGAAAUUAUUUUGAAAUUAAUUUGGAAUAAAAACAAGAAAGAUUUUUUUUAUGUCAGAUGUAGGAUCACAACAAAAUGAACUGAGGUUAUUUUUUAAGUAAAUUCCUGUGGAUUACCAACAGGUGGUCUCUUCAUGUUGGUAACAAUAUCCUGCAUUUUGUGAAAAUGUACGACGUAAAUAAUGUAACUUGUUGAAAUACAAAUGCAUACCUUUCCCAAUAUAUCCACAAUGUAACUUAAACAUUGUUAUUAGAUUGUAUGUUUAUAAUUGUUUUAAAUAAAGAUCAUGUAAUUACAUGAUUGUAUACAGUAUAAAGUGUA